This is a messenger RNA of Xenopus tropicalis (tropical clawed frog), 911 nucleotides long. RefSeq lists its product as uncharacterized. NCBI's taxonomy places the organism in Eukaryota, Metazoa, Chordata, Amphibia, Anura, Pipidae. The coding region runs from base 157 to 600 and encodes 147 amino acids. The record is from RefSeq and is a predicted model, not a curated record. Gene Ontology annotation, molecular function: enzyme activator activity. The transcript has 6 exons. Gene Ontology annotation, biological process: leukotriene metabolic process; cellular oxidant detoxification. Gene Ontology annotation, cellular component: endoplasmic reticulum membrane; membrane.
GGGAUUCCUAUUAGUCAAAAUAGAGAAGUCGGUGUGUGCAAACCCUUCCUUACAGCUGCUUUUGUUCCAUCUACCUGGCUUAUCUGGCCAGAUCAGCUGACGUGUUUGGGAAGUAUGAGGGUAUUUUUAAAAGAGCUACGACAGGAUCUCUGAAACAUGGCUGAGGAUACAGUACUCCUUGCUGCCGUUUCCAUUCUUUCUGCUUGUCAGCUUGCAUAUUAUUCAGCGCUUGUGGGCAAGUCAAGGGUAAAGCAUAAAGUCAAUCCCCCUGCAGUGACGGGGCCACCAGAAUUUGAGAGAACCUUGCGUGCCCAACAAAACUAUGUGGAGUUCAUACCAAUAUUCUUGGUACUGCUGUGGACUGCUGGCAUUUACUUUCAUCAAGAAACAGCUGCAGUUUUUGGAUUGCUACACAUAAUAGCACGGCAUAUCUAUUACAGAGGGUAUACGAAUUCUGUACAAGGCAGGGUUCCUGGAUUCUUGAUGUGUUUGAUAAUGCUGUUUCUGCUGCUUCUUGUGGCUGCUGUUGGCAUUGCAGACAGUCUUCUGAAGAAAUAUCUGGACCUGAACAUUUUGAAAAUAAUGCACAAGAUAAUAUAAUAAUUAGGAAGGAAAUCAAAUUGCAUUUUGGCUGCUUUAUGUGUAACUGAACUGGUGCAGUACAGCAGUUUAGCAUGAUAAUAUCAAGCCCCUGAAGUCUUCAUCUCAAUGACAUGUCUAUAAUGAUAUACAAUAGCAUACAAUGUAGAGAGUGUGAGUUUGAGUUUCAUUUUUGAGUCUGAGAUAAAAAAUUAAUUUGGAAUGAAAAAAAGUUGAUAAUGAAGAAAAAUUGUAUAGUUCCAUUUAUUUCAAUAAGACUAUAAAAUGAUGAUGGUUUUAAAACUCUCAAUAUAAAAAAUCUCAAACAUCAA